AUGGGCCCAGGUUUCUCGCUCCUGGGGAUGGUUGUCGGGGUUCUGUCCAUUCUCUACUACGCAAAACAGACUCAAAGAAUGCCGGGUCUGAAAUUUGACACAGAGUUCUGGGCGGUUGCCGGUCCGCUGAUUGCCAUCCGACCGCCAAAAGGACCUACCAAUGCGUUGGAGCUCCGAGCCAGCGUCAACGCGGGUCUCUCGGCUAUCCUCAAAGAUGCGCUGCCGGAGGGUAUAAUAGAGACCAAGCACGAGGUCAAGUCAUUCGACGGCGAAUCAAUCGCGCUCCACCAAUUCACGUCAAAAUCAAACGAAACUACAAGCAAGCAGCCAGCUUUCAUAUACGUACAUGGAGGAGGGAUUGUUGCGGGGAGUGUCGACCCAUACAGCCGGCCCCUCGCUGCGAAGGCCGCUCUGGAAUCCGGGGUCCAUAUGUUCGCUAUCGAAUACCGUCUAGCGCCCGAGUUUCCAUAUCCGACGCCCGCCGAGGAUUGUUACGCCGCGUUAAAGUGGCUGAACGAGCAUGCAGGCGACUUGAAUAUCGAUGCGUCUCGCAUAGGCUUUUACGCGUUGAGCGCCGGCGGUGGCAUAGCAGUAGGCGCAUCGAUGCUGGCAAGGGAUCGAGGCUUGUCGCCGCCAUUGGCCAAGCAGAUCCUCAUAUAUCCAAUGCUAGACGACAGAACUAGGGUUGAAGCAGACAAUCCUCUUUCAAAAUUCCUCACCUGGACGGAUAAGUCGAAUCAGAUUGGCUGGAACGCGUACCUCGAAGGCAGGGCCGGAGGAUCGAAUGUACCUCUGUAUGCGGCACCAGGGCGAGCGACUGACGUUGUGAAUCUUCCUUACACAUACAUCGACGUUGGCGGAGUUGAUUUGUUUUGCGCUGAGGCAGUAGCCUUUGCAAGUAAGCUUGCAGCCGCAAAUGUGCAGAUGGAGCUACAUGUUUACCCUGGGCUCCCUCACAUCUUCGAUCUCUUUGCCCCUACGAUAGGGCUUACGCAACUUGCUAGACAAAACAGACUCAAGGCGGUUAAAAGUCUUUGA
Colletotrichum phormii is the source of this 1038-nucleotide messenger RNA. RefSeq names its product Alpha/Beta hydrolase protein. The coding region runs from base 1 to 1038 and encodes 345 amino acids. The record is from RefSeq and is a predicted model, not a curated record. Gene Ontology annotation, molecular function: lipase activity. Lineage: Eukaryota; Fungi; Ascomycota; Sordariomycetes; Glomerellales; Glomerellaceae. The transcript has a single exon.